UGCCCAUUUGCCCUUUUUACUUUUUUUUCUUGAAACUAUAUGCUUAUAACAAUAGUGUACUUGUAGUUCAUUUGGUUGUACAUUGGAUGGAUCAACACCACUUUACCGUAUCAUCCUAAAUUCCUAAUCAGUCCAUUAGAGGUUUAGCAAUUUAACAAGCAUGGAGAUUCAAAAAGCUCGCUCUACCAUGACUCCUCGCCAUUUCCACUCAAUUCCAAACUAUACCCACCACUUAGUUCUUGUUUGUCCACAACAUACACUCAUACAGCAAAGAAAUUUGCGCCCUCUUUUUUGUUCUCAUAGUGUUCAACCAGUUGUACAAGAUCCAGUUAUGCAAGAAUCAUUUGGGAAAGAGAGCCAUUAUUACAAGAAUACAAGAAGAAAAAAGAGGGUGUUUUUGUUGGAUGUUAAUCCGAUUUGUUAUAAAGGAAAUGUCCCCUCUUUGCAAUCUUUUGCUCAUUGGAUAUCCCUUUUCUUCUCUCAAGUUAGCCUCACUGAUCCUGUUAUUGCUGUUAUUGAUGGGGAAAGAGGUAAUGAGUAUAGAAGACAGUUGUUACCUUCUUACAAAGCAAAACGGAGGAAAUAUUGGCAUCAGUUUCCAGAUGCAGGAAAAUCAAGGAGUACAUUUGAAAAGUCACAUAGACUCAUUUUGGAUAUUCUUCAGAACUGCAAUGUUCCUGUUGUUAAGAUCGAAUCACAUGAAGCAGAUGAUGUCAUUGCCACACUUGUAGAACAAGUUCUACAAAGGGGACAUCGAGUUGUCGUUGCCUCUCCUGACAAAGACUUCAAACAGCUGAUAUCUGAUGAUGUUCAAAUUGUCAUGCCAGUACCAGAGUUCAAUAGGUGGUCCUUUUACACCCUAAAACAUUAUGUGGCACAGUACAAUUGUGAUCCGAUGUCUGAUUUAAGCCUAAGGUGCUUACUAGGUGAUGAAGUUGAUGGUGUUCCUGGAAUCCAGCAUGUUGUUCCUGGUUUUGGUCGAAAGACUGCUUUGAAGCUUUUGAAAAAGCAUGGCACACUGGAGAAUUUGCUUAAUACUGCUGCAGUGAGAUCAGUGGGGAGGCAGUAUGCACAAGAUGCACUUAUCAAGUAUGCUGAUUAUUUACGCAGAAAUUAUGAAGUUCUUUCUCUUAAGAGGGAUGUCAGUGUCCAUAUUGAGGAGCAAUGGCUUAAUGAGAGGGAUGCGCGUAAUGACUCACUAGUUUUAUCCAACUUCAUCACUUCUAUGAAGGAUAGUCGGAAUCUUAAUUUUCAAUGCAGACCUCAUUCAAAUGGUUGAAAUUGCCAGACAAAAGCACCCUUGCUUAAGCUGAUGUAGUCUCUGAAAUCUGAAGAACGGUGAUCUUGAUGCUUCAGCAGAACUAUCAAACUAAACAAAUAGAAGAUUGCCAAAUCUUGCCAGAAGAUUUGACCAGAUGGCCCGUGGCUGAAUUGGAAUAUCCAAAUUCACAGUGAUUAUAGAUUUAUACUCACUGUUUCAUGUUUGCAUGUUUAUUGGUUCAUAAAACACAACUUCAGUUUUCCUCAUGUGGAAGGAAGAAACAUACCGUAGAAAACUUAACGCAAAAUGACUCAGUGGGUGCUGUACUAGGUCGGUUUUGUAAGUUGGACGCUUCUACUUACAUGUUUAUCAUCUGGAUCCUUGAACCCACUAAAAAACUAUAUUUUAAACCCUUU
Capsicum annuum is the source of this 1677-nucleotide messenger RNA. Its product is annotated as 5'-3' exonuclease. The record is from RefSeq and is a predicted model, not a curated record. The coding region runs from base 161 to 1279 and encodes 372 amino acids. The transcript has 6 exons. Gene Ontology annotation, molecular function: 5'-flap endonuclease activity; DNA binding. Lineage: Eukaryota; Viridiplantae; Streptophyta; Magnoliopsida; Solanales; Solanaceae. Gene Ontology annotation, biological process: DNA replication, Okazaki fragment processing.